Paramecium octaurelia is the source of this 195-nucleotide messenger RNA. The record is from the annotation of a GenBank genome assembly. NCBI's taxonomy places the organism in Eukaryota, Ciliophora, Oligohymenophorea, Peniculida, Parameciidae.
AUGUAAAAUGAAAGGAGAAGGAAGAUUUUUUAAUACUACACCUAAUAAUUGAGAGAACAUAUGAUUCAAAAUUUAAUGAAUUAAUAUCUUAAAAUGAUUGCGUAUUAAAGUAGUAAAAUGAACAAAUCUAAAAAUAUGAAUAAGCAUAUAAUAGAAGGUAGAAAGAAGAAUUUGAAUUCUAAAAUUAAUAAUUGA